This is a messenger RNA of Vicugna pacos (alpaca), 666 nucleotides long. It is a transcript of the gene UBC, whose product is annotated as ubiquitin C. The record is from RefSeq and is a predicted model, not a curated record. NCBI's taxonomy places the organism in Eukaryota, Metazoa, Chordata, Mammalia, Artiodactyla, Camelidae. Gene Ontology annotation, molecular function: protein binding.
AUGGGCCGGGCCCCCGGGGAGCCCUCACGACGGGCUGGGGGGCGGGACCGCGAACGCCUGGGCCCGUCGGGCUGCGGGGAGGGGGCGUGGGGGCCGGGCUGCGGAGACAGCCCGCUCCGGACGCCCGUGGACUCCGCGCCGGGUGUUCCCACCUCCCGCGCCACCCCGCCCCCUCCCGCAAGUCCAGCGCAGGCCACGUCAGCGGACGCAGCGCUCAACGAGCGCGCUGAUCCCUCCGCGCAGCCGCUCAGGUCGGCCACCCGGAGCCCACCAGAUGCAGCCCCAAAGCCCAGUCUUCACAGGAGAGCAUUUUGGGUCUGGGCUGGGUGGGUCUUGCGAGGGGCACGGGCGGUCGACUUCCCCGCCGCGGGCGGAGGGGCAGCCGAGGCUUUGAGUCGCCGGGGCGCCUCAAGCAGGGCGGCCCUGAGGGGGAGGAACGCAGCAAAAUGGCGGCCGUCCCUAGUUUCUCCGUGGCAGAAGCCGGACGAUGAAGCGGGCUCUGAGACAAUGCAGAUCUUCGUGAAGACCUUGACGGGUAAGACCAUCACCCUGGAGGUGGAGCCCAGUGACACCAUCGAAAAUGUCAAGGGGAAGAUCCAAGAAAAAGAGGGCAUCCCCCCAGACCAGCAGAGGUUGAUCUUUGCUGGGAAACAGCUGGAAGAUGGG